GUAGUCGUACAGCAAAUCGCAAGAUUCUGGUCUACUUUUUUUUUUUUUUUGGUACCAAAUUCUCCCGUCCAUGGUGGUGGUGGUGUCAGGAGUAGAUGCCGAAGAGAGUAAGUAAGGAACGGAAUAAAUCACCUGAAACGGCAACAGACAUGCUUGCAAGCCCAGGGAUAAGAUUAAUUCCGCAGUGCAGCAGCAGCAGCAGCAGCAGCAGAGCAAAGUCAAAACCCAAGGGCAAAAAGUGUGCAACAUGAGCAGUCCGGCCGAAGAGACAAGUCGGAGCCGAGACUCGGCCGCCACGGGGCUUGGCGGGGCCGCCUACAGCGACCGACAGACGCCUUCCCCAAGCUGGGCAGGCCCAACGGUUAUUGUGCAUCGAUCGAUCCACCGAUCCCGCCCGCCCACGGCUCUCCAAUCCGCCUCUCCUACGUACUCUCCUUCCCACUUUGCCUCAGCUCAGCGUCUGCUGCGCACUGCUGAACUUUCCCCUGCUCCUCAAUGGCCAUCCGACGGCUCUCAUCGGAGCCGACCGAGGCCUGGAUACCCUGCAUCCGGCUGGGGUGAUCUCGGUUCCCCUUCACCGGCCUGUGCAAUUAUCGUUUCGACAAUGGUCAUGGCUCUGCCUUUCCUUUUUGGCCGUGGCUUUUUCGACGUUGCAACUCAUUACAUCAUUUUUUGGCUGGCCAGCGAUCGGGUUCUGGCACCGGCUUCUCCUGAAACCUUCAGGCUUUAUAUAGACCCUCCCCCGAUGACUCUCCUCUGCCCAGCAUCCUUCCGAUCCACGGUUCAAUAGCAACAGCUUCUUUUUACUUCCACACCUUGCCACUCGACUUGAUAUAUUAUAUCGGUUGACCGCUACUCUACACAACAUCCACCUACCAACAUACACCACUAUCCACCCCGACCACUAGCAUGGCAUACUCCAGGCCUGACGCCUUUACGUUAGCGGACGACGAGCGGAUGUACAUGAGCCAUCCCAGUCCACUCACUCGCCCUAAUGAUACCUUCACCAAGGGACCCGAUCCUCUGUCGGCCAAUUGGAACUACGACAGUGCCAUUGAUCUGUUCUCCCUGAA
This is a messenger RNA of Aspergillus ibericus CBS 121593, 1073 nucleotides long. RefSeq lists its product as uncharacterized. The record is from RefSeq and is a predicted model, not a curated record. Bases 248 to 790 code for a protein of 180 amino acids. The transcript has a single exon. Lineage: Eukaryota; Fungi; Ascomycota; Eurotiomycetes; Eurotiales; Aspergillaceae.